This is a messenger RNA of Vanessa tameamea, 1293 nucleotides long. RefSeq names its product zinc-type alcohol dehydrogenase-like protein SERP1785. The record is from RefSeq and is a predicted model, not a curated record. NCBI's taxonomy places the organism in Eukaryota, Metazoa, Arthropoda, Insecta, Lepidoptera, Nymphalidae. Bases 180 to 1214 code for a protein of 344 amino acids. The transcript has a single exon. Gene Ontology annotation, molecular function: oxidoreductase activity; zinc ion binding.
AAUCUUAUUCUUGUGGUUGUGGUAAUACGAUAAGAAUUUUAUGUUUGAUAACGAUGUACAAUAUAUGAGGCUGUGAUAACAUGUAUUUUUUACUACUAAAAUAGGGAAUAUACUUCUAUUAACACGAAGAUAGCCUAGAGGUUACAGCUAAUAACAUAUCUACCAAAUAAGCAGAAACAAUGGCAAAGAACUUGCCAAGGACAAUGAAGGCUAUAGGACUGUAUAAAUAUUUACCUAUUUCUGAUCCAAAUAGUCUUUUGGAUAUUGAAAUAGGCUUACCAAAGUUGCAAAAGAAUGAUGUUUUAAUAGAAGUGAAGGCAAUAUCAGUUAACCCCAUUGAUACAAAACAACGGGCACCAAAACCUGUUAUUGAAACUACACCACGUAUUUUGGGAUGGGAUGGUGCUGGCACAGUGAUUAAAAAUGGAGAAAAAUCCAAUAUUUUUAAUGUAGGAGAUGAAGUAAUAUUUACUGGUGAUUUAAGAAGAAGUGGUUGCAAUGCCCAGUAUGUAGCGCUUAAUGAAUUCUUGGUAGGACCUAAGCCUAAAAAUCUCACAUUUGAACAAUCUGCUGCCAUGCCAUUAACUGCUGUUACUGCAUAUGAAUCCCUCUUUGAAAGAUUGCUUCUAUCCAACAAGGAUGCUGGAAAAUCUAUAUUAGUAAUAAAUAGUGCAGGUGGUGUUGGCUCAGUGGCUACUCAAAUAGCUAGCAAUCUAGGUCUUAAAGUUAUUGGAACUGCUUCAAGAAAAGAGACCAUUGAUUUUUCUCUUUCGCAUGGUGCUAACAUAGUUCUUAACCACAAAAACGAUCUAUUUCCACAACUUGCAGAUAAUGGCUAUGAAAAUGGAGUUGAUUAUAUCUUAGUAAAUUAUGAUCCAUAUCCAUAUUGGGACACAAUAAUGCAAGUUAUUAAACCACAGGGAAAAAUUUGUUUGAUAGUAGACAGUAGUGGUUUGGUGGACUUAAAACCAUUGAAGGACAAAAGUGUCACCUUAGCAUCAGAAUCAAUGUUGACUAAAAUAAAAUACAACACUGAGGACUUAUUCAAACACCAUGAGAUGUUGAAGGAAAUUUCAAAGAUGUUAGACAAUGGCCAAUUAAAAACAACACUCAAUAAAAUUUUAACACCCAUUAAUGCUGUUAAUUUGAAAGAGGCUCAUAAAAUAUUAGAGGAAAAGACAUCUAUUGGAAAAAUUGUUCUUACUGGGUUUUAAAUAAAUCAAUAUCUGAUUGUUUUACAUUAUAUUUUGUUCUGCUAUUGAUACAUUAAAAUUUAGAUCAUGAUUACAACAA